AAUGGAAGGUAGUUUGGUUAUGUUUGGCAGACACGAACUUCUGUCAACAUAGCAAAGAAAUGGGUUUGUUUGGCAAAUCUCAGGACAAGAACCCGAAAGAAAUGGUACAAGAAUGGACACAUAAGUUAAGGAAAGAAGGCUAUCAAUUGGAUAGACAGGUUAGAGCAAUUCAACGAGAAGAAGAUAAAAUAAAACGUUCUUUAAAAGAAGCAGCAAAGAAAGGUGACAAAGAUGUCUGUAAAAUUUUAGCAAAGGAAAUAAUACGUGCACGUAAAACCUGUAACAAGCUUUAUACAUCAAAAGCGCAUAUGAACUCUGUUUCGUUACAAAUGAAAAAUCAAUUAGCAACAAUUAGAGUUGCUGGUUCAGUAUCAAAAUCUACAGAAGUGAUGCAAGCAAUGCAGUCAUUAGUAAGAGUACCAGAAGUAGCAGCAACAAUGAGGGAAUUAUCAAAAGAAAUGAUGAAAGCUGGAAUUAUUGAAGAAAUGUUAGAUGAAACUAUGGAAUCUGUGGAAGAUUCUGAAGAAGUGGAAGAUGAAGCAGAUGAAGAAAUAGACAAAAUCUUAUGGGAAGUAACUGCAGGUCAAUUGGGUACAGCACCUGCAGUUGUUACAGAAACACCAGGAUCUAUUGUAGCGUCUACUUCUGCAGAGGAAGAAAAUGAAGAAGUAGAUGAUAAGGAACUUGAAGAAAUGAAAAUAAGACUACAAAGUCUUCGUAGCUAGGUGUAAUAUAUAAAUAAUUCAUUUGCAUUGACUUUAAAAACAGCUUGCACUUAUUGAACAUAUACAUAAAUAAGGUACAAAUACAGUGAAAAGAAUGCCUAGUAUAUUUCAAUGUUUCCUAAUAAUAUGUGAUCAAUGCUUUUAAAUC
Molecule: messenger RNA, 873 nt
Organism: Eufriesea mexicana
Lineage: Eukaryota; Metazoa; Arthropoda; Insecta; Hymenoptera; Apidae
Gene: Vps24
Product: vacuolar protein sorting 24
Exons: 4
Coding region: 60-725 (221 amino acids)
Biological process (GO): vacuolar transport
Source: RefSeq, a predicted model, not a curated record